Molecule: messenger RNA, 1655 nt
Organism: Podarcis muralis (Common wall lizard)
Lineage: Eukaryota; Metazoa; Chordata; Lepidosauria; Squamata; Lacertidae
Source: RefSeq, a predicted model, not a curated record
AGUCAUUUCCUGCCCCUCCUCUUGUAGGGAGAGGGUUGUGUGUGGUUUUUUUAGGGGUGUUGCUGUUCAUUGAAUUGUUUCGUGGUGGAGAUCAGCGCCUGCGGAGCCUCUUCGCUCAAAGAGGAUUUAGGAGAGAAGAGCCGAGGCGGGGAAGCAGGAAGGCAAAAGCACCCCCAAGAUCUGAGGAGAGCUGGUCGGGGGUUGCAAACUUGCAAAAGGUGCACUUAUUUCUUGACACCUCCCACGUGUGUUUUUGGAACCCGCCCAGUUUUCGGUGUCCGAAAUCUGUUUAAAUUAUUUUUAAUUCUGGAUUUUAAACGGUUGUAACCUGUCCUGCUACUGAAGGUGCUGUUGAUGGACUGGGCCGCUACCUUCCCCGAGGCAGAGGAUGCUCCUUCAGACAGUGCACAGAGGCUCAUGUCCCAGGGAGUCAAGCAGGAGGAUGGCCAAGAUUCGCUGGUAGGAGGACGCUGGGAGAGGGAAAACGAAGGCGAACCAGGAGGAGGGUCUACAAAAAUGGAAGAUCUAGACGUGGAUGUCAGCACCAGUACUCAAGAUGAAGCCACGAGGCAGCAAGGCAGGAAAACGUCCACCAGAGAUAAGCGCAGGAGUCCGUCCAACGCCAGCAAAGACGGGGAGGCCCACAAAACCCCAGCCCAAGUAGAUGUGCAGGAGGAAAAGAGAAGGAACAAGUGCCCUGUGUGCGGGAAGAUGUUUUGUUCUAAGUCACGCCUUAACGUACACCAGAGAAUCCACACCGAGAAGAGGCCCUAUCAGUGCUUUGAGUGCGGGAAGGGUUUCAGGCAGAGCGGGCAUCUCUCUCAGCACCAGAGGAUGCACACGGGAGAAAAACGGUACAAGUGUUUGGAGUGUGGGAAGAGCUUCAGCCAGAGCACCUAUUUUAUCCUCCACAAAAUAACCCACACGGGAGAGAAGCCGUUUACGUGCCUGGAGUGCGGCAAGAGCUUCAGUCACAGCAGGCGGCUGACCAUCCACCGUACCAUCCACACAGGGGAAAGGCCGUACAAGUGCAAGGAGUGCGGGCAGAGCUUCAGCCAGAGCACGCACCUUACCUCUCACCAGAGAAUCCACACCGGGGAGAAGCCCUACAAGUGCCAGGAGUGCGGGAAAUGCUUCAAUCAGAGCACGCACCUCACUUUGCAUCGAAGGAUCCACACCGGGGAGAAACCUUACCAGUGUCUGGAGUGUGGCAAGUCCUUCAGCCAGAGGCCGCACCUUACUUUGCACCGGAGAAUCCACACGGAGGAGAAGAUGUACAAAUGCUCAGAGUGCGGGAAGAGCUUCCAUCGAAGCGACCACCUGACCUCGCACCUGAGAGUGCACACGGGAGAGAAGCCGUACCAGUGCUCACAGUGCGGGAAGAGCUUUAGCCGAAGCGCAAUCCUGACGAAGCAUCAGAUAACCCACAAAGGUGGAGAAACUCCCGUGGGAACAGAUGAAGGCUCUGUCUGAGCGUUUCCUGAGAAAUUCCGGCCGGUUGUGACGCACUGCUGUUCCAGUUGUGGUGCUGCUCCAGAGAGAGGGUUGACGUGUGAUUAUACUGUGCAGUGGUACCUCGGGUUACAGAUGCUUCAGGUUACAGACUCCGCUAACCCAGAAAUAGUACCUCGGGUUAAGAACUUUACCUCAGGAUG